AUGUCCGAUUAAGUUACUGAGGACUUAGCAUUGCCGUUUUGUAACAAGCUGAAUAAACACAUCCUACGACACUAACACUAACUAGAAUGAAGAAAACGCCUAAGGAUCUCAAAAUGAUAAAGAAAUGGGCAUAAAAACACUUAAAACAGAUUGAAUAACCCUUUAUGCAACAAAAUUUUCACUUGCCAUGUCCGAAUACGUUACCGAGAACUUCGCAUCGGCUUUUUUUUAAUAUAUAACUCAAUAAUCACAUUCUACAACCUUACAAGUUAUCAACACAUAUUAAUCCAUCAACCAGAAUAAAUAAAACUCCUAAGGAUUUCGGAAUAAUAAAGAAAAUGCCAUAAAACAAAACGACGUCAGGAGCCAAAACUUAUUUUUUGGUUCGAUUAUGUUACUGACGACUUCGCAUUGCCUUUUUUGUAGCAUGGAAGCUGAAUAAACACAUUCUACGACUAAAAAGUCAUCAGUACAUAUUAAAGCAUCAAUCAGAAUAAAUAAAACCCCUAAGAAGCUCGGAAUAAUAAAGAAAAUGUCAAAAACUAACACGACGUCAGGACCCAGGGAUUCGGACUAAUGUUUUGGUUCCUUUGGCGCCCACGAGCAAACCUUCCACGCGGGCUUUUAGUGACCUUAACAAACACCAUUAUGGCCCCUAAACGAGGAGCUGGCGGCCUUAAAACACCCUCGGGCACGCCAAAACCCUCCAAGAAAGCCAAGAAGAGCGAAGACACCUCCAAGAAGGGCGCCAAGAAGAGUGAUGUGAGCGCCAAGCCAAGCAGUGCUGUGUCAAAAUCCACGAAGAAAGGAGGAGGAACGUCAAAGAAGGGUGAGAGUGAGGUUGGGGAGUUUAUUGAAGUGAAGUGUGGGGAGUCCUUCUACCUCACCGCACCGCCACCCACCCGCAAUGGCCAAGGACAGCUGGUGUUCCAAGACGCCCCCUCCUUCCGCCCCAACCUGACCCCAGAGCAGGUGUUACAGAUGGGCAGCUUUGGGGGCACCUACUUCAGGCCCAUUAAGUCCAGCGUCACAGGUGAAUCUCACAACCAGGCAUGGAAGGAGCUGCCUGCUGAGUGGCUGGAGGGGCUGGACAUCAAGAAGCAGGUUGCUUCAUCCAUAUACGAUACAGAAGUCAACAAGUACAAAGUGAAAUGCGGAGGAUCGCUGGAGAUGUGGGAGCAGAGUGGCUGGAUACUCAAACAGGACCCCUAUGGCUGGUUCAUGUGGUACUGCAGAUAUUAUCGUGGCCGGAGAACUGACGAUGAUGAGAGGCAGAUCGGCCGGUGGGAUCGCUGCACUGGGCUCAAGGGCAGAUGGCGGAACAACCUAAUUACCAAGGUGUUCCGGGCUGGGGCGAGCUACGACGCAGCGGUGGUGUCCCCGGUGGUGCGGCAGACCCUUCAGCACUGGGGCUAUGAACUGACCAAGCAUGACUAUGACCUGGGGGUGAAGAGGAUAAAGAAAUGAAGAUGUGGUCUGAGGUAGGGAGGAGCAAGAUGUGUGAGUAGUAGAAAAAAGGGGAUUAAAAGAGAGCAGAAAGGUUUUGAAUGCAGUGAGUGAGAAUUUAGGUUAAGGCAGGGAUGAAUGAGAUGAGUGAGAAAGGAGAGUCAACCCAGUAGCUGCAGGGAUCGUGUUUCUUAAAGGCCCCUCUAAGCGAGAAAAAUUAGAAAAAAUCAUCACUCACGCAAGCCAUUUCAUAAUAUUUAUCAACACAUUUGUGAUCAGUUUAUGCAUCAUCUGUUUUGGGGGGUUUAUAUCAUGGCAAAAAUUUGGCCUGUUGCUGGUACACGGUAAAGCCACAAAUUUGGCCCGUCACUGGUAUAUGGUAAAGCCACAAAUUUGGCCCAUCACUGGUACAUGGUAAAGCCACAAAUUUGGCCCCUCACUGUUACACGGUAAAGCCACAAAUUUGGCCCGUCACUGGUACAUGGUAAAGCCACAAAUUUGGCCCAUCACUGGUACACGGUAAAGCCACAAAUUUGUCCUGUCACUGUUACACGGUAAAGCCACAAAUUUGUCCCGUCACUGGUACACGGUAGAGCCACAAAUUUGGCCCGUCGCUGGUACAUGGUAAAGCCACAAAUUUGGCCCGUCACUGGUACACGAUAAAGCCACAAAUUUGGGCCGUCGCUGCUACUGGGUUAAGAGUGAGCAGAAAGGUUUUGAAUGCAGUGGGUGAGGGUGUAAGUGAAUGUAGAGAAGAGUGAGAAAGGGGAGUGAAGAAUGAAAAAGAUGAAGAGGGAGGAUGUUAGGUGAGGUUGGCAAGGAGGAGGAAUGGGUGGAAUGAGGAAGCUGCAUAAAGAGUGAAGUAAAAAUGGCAAAUAUGUGAAGAUAAUGAGUUUAAGGGAAGAGGAUGUAGAGGUAAGACUUUAGGGAGAGUUAGGGAAAGGUAAAAAGGGAAGGAAGGGGAAGUUAGAUAAGAAGGAGAGACGGGAAGGAAAGGGAAGUUAUGGAAGGAAAGGAGAGUUAGGGAAAAAGAUAAAAGGAAGAAAAGGAAAGAAAGAAGUUAAAGAAAAAAGGGAAAAUUAUGGAAAAAGAAAGAAGUUAGGGAAAGUUGGGUAAGAAGGAAAGGGAAGUUAGGGAAAGAAGGAAAAAGGAAAGAAAGAAGUUAGGGAAAGAAGGGAAAAUUAUUGAAAAAGAAAGGAAGGGAAAGAGAAGUUAGGAACGACAGAGAGGAAAGGGAAGUUAGGAAGAGAAGGAAAAAGGAAAGAAAAGUUAGGGAAAAAGAAAGGAAAGGAAAGAAAGAAGUUAGGGGAAAUUAGGGAGUUAGGGAAAAUUAUUAUUCUAGGAGACAAAACACUUCUAGAGGGAGGGUUGUGGGCACUAUAACCUGCCUGGUGUAAUUUAAGGUAUUUUAUGGAGUAUUAUUAUUAUUUUUAUUUAUUUAUUUAUUUAUUUAUUUAUUUAUUUAUUUAUUUUUGCACAAUUUUAAAAAGUGGCUGAUCCCAGAGAGAGAGAGAGAGAGUGUGUGUGUGUGUGUGUGUGUGUGUGUGUGUGUGUGUGUUUUGUAUGGAGAUUAAGAGAAAUAAAGUUGUUUGAGAAAGAUCUGACGUAUUAAAACUCGACAUUGUGUAUUGCAUAUCAGUUUUAUUGCUGCAGAGAGAGAGAGAGAGAGAGAGGUGGGGGCUAUGUUUGCUAUCCUAACCUCCAUACAAAAAUAAUAAAAUAUCUCCUGAAAUAUAAGGUGAUGUGUGAGCUUGUCAUUGAUUAUAAGCUAAGAACUGAUUGAGGGACAGCGUGAGCGAUUGGUCAGUAUUGGUACCGGUACCGAGCAGUCUCGUACCGGUACCGAGCAGUCUGGUACCGGUAAUGUUCGUCGCGAAAUAGCUCGUUGAGAGAGGUUCAACUUGCUUACUGUUUCUAUAUUUCACUCACUGCUAUCGUUUACGUGUCAUGUUUCGGUUCCAUUACAUGGCAAAAGCAUCAGAGCAACACUUUAAACCCAGAGAUGGCUUUAUAACAAACGAGCAGGGCAGAUUUUUAAAAAAAAUUACCCCACGUUGAAUUUCACUAAGUUCUCGCUAGUUUGGUGUGUUGGUCUGGUGUGUUGUAUCCUUGCCGGAAAUACCAACCAUCACAAAGAUUAAAAGUGGACAAACUACAACAAAACCAGGGAAAUUAAUAGCUUUUCCUGCUGAUGCGUUCCCCAGGGCGACUUAUUUCUGCUGGGAGGUAUUUCUCGCAGCACCGGUACCAGUGUUGCCAUCAUGGAGGUAGAAUUGGUGGAGUCGACAUCAGCCCAAUUAAUAAGUGAAUCCGCCUGAGCUUCAUUUUUACGGCCAGGUGUCAGGUGUUGUCCCUCUUAAUGGGCUCGGCCAGGCUCGCUCACCCCCAUCUUUUGGCCGUAAAUUUGACAGUUCGUAGGCUUCACCUCAAUGAAUGGAACAAAACUAAAAGACACAACAACGCCAAUCAACAAUCAAGAAUAAGUGAGAUUUAUUAUAAGUCAUAAGUGGAAGCCGUUACAAAGGCAAUCCCACGCCAACUACUGGACUGGGAUUAUUAGCGGGCCGUGUCGACUCCACCAAUUGUUCCUCCAUGGUUGGCACCCCU
Messenger RNA from Eriocheir sinensis (Chinese mitten crab), 4053 nucleotides. RefSeq lists its product as uncharacterized. Lineage: Eukaryota; Metazoa; Arthropoda; Malacostraca; Decapoda; Varunidae. The coding region runs from base 577 to 1467 and encodes 296 amino acids. The transcript has 6 exons. The record is from RefSeq and is a predicted model, not a curated record.